CGAGAGACUACGACGCGCACUGCGAGGAUUUGAAGGCCUCUUCGCGAAAGCGUACAAAUUGUGCCCGCGAUGCAUGCAUGUGCGGCUUUCGGGUCCGUCUCCCGUCUGUUCCUUCCUUUCCACUUCUCCGGAAAACGCGGUCUUCGCCCUCUUGUUUCUUUUCUGCCUUCCACCCUUGACCUCAUUUUUCUGCUUUCCUUUCGUUUUUUCCGGCCUUUUCCCUUCUCCUUUGCCUCCGUGUAUCAACUCUCGCGGUCUCCAGAACAGACUGCGGCUACUGCCUGCAUCCUUUGUUUCUUCCGCCACGUCGUCUUACGUUUUCCCCUUUCUUCUUUUCACUCAGCUUCUCCUUACUGUGGAGCUUCCCCGUUUCGAAAGACGUCUGGACACCCGAGUCAACACUCCUCUUUCUCCUCGGCCCUCUCCGGCGAUUUCCUCCCAUUUCUCCUCGUCGUUUGCCUCGCCGGCCGCUGCUCUCUCGCUUCUUUUCUGUCCGGUUUUCCUUCGUCUCCGUCCAUCUCUAUCCGCCUUUCGACAGGUGAUGCCGCAAGCGUUGUGUGUGGCGUUGACACGCAGUCUCUGCCGCCUGUUUUCUCCUCCAACUUCCCGCACCUGCAACCGCAGAAGCCUUCGUCCACGUACCUCUUCUUUCUCUCUUUGGCUUCUGUCGCUUUCCCCAAAAGCGUUUUUCGUCUCUUGUCCCUGAGUGUAUGGACGCACUGAACAGCGUCUCUGUCUCGUCACUUUCCUGUCCGGGGUCCUGUCCCGGGUGAAAACACACGAACUCUCUCGCGUUGGUUGCCGCUCGAGCGAAGUCUGUCUUGGCGGUCGCCCCCGCAUUUUCUCUCGCUUUUCCGCGCUUUUCAACUCUCGAGUUCCGUGAAAGAAAUCUGUUCCAGCCACGGUAUCUGCGGAGAUACCCGAAGCCACGAAAUCGGAAGAGCCGACUCGCCCCGUUGUCUCCGUGGUCUGUUUCUCCCAGGCUCCUCACCAAAGUCCAUCUUUUCAGAAGUUCACCUGUUUUUGCGACGGUUUAUACUGGUCUGUCGUUCUCACUUUUCCUACGCAGUUUUUCGUCGCGACUCCCUGCUCUGUCAAUUCGCUGAAAGUGGUGACCCGCGGACCCCAACUGGCUGGUCGAUCAACUGAGGCUGGUGCCCUCUCUGGUCUCUGCUGUUCGGACGUUUAAGCCGCCAUCCAAUCUUCCAUUCCUCUGUUUUGGCCUUUUUCGCGCUCUCUUUUCCUUCCCGCAUCGAUUCCCGUCGAGCGCUUUUACGAACGCGGAUCCUGUGGUUCGCGCUGGUCUGUUUUCGCUCCCUCCUCCCCUUUUCCGUGGCUAUCCUCUCCGUACUGGCACUCUCGCCUUCUUGUCCCUGCGUCAUCCAGCUCUCCAGAAUGGCGUCUCUCGUCUGUGCGAUCUCUGGAGUCAUUCCGGAGGAGCCUGUCUUCUCUGUCAAGACAGGACUCAUCUACGAGAAGCGCUUAAUUAAAAAGCAUUUGGAGACCAGUGGAGUCUGCCCCGUGACCGCGCAGUCCCUGAGCGAAGCCGACCUCGCAGACGUCAAGUGCCCGAAGGCGUCUCGUCCUCGCCCAGUGACUGCUGCAUCGAUUCCUGGCCUUCUCUCGCUCUUCCAGAGUGAAUGGGAUGCGACGAUGACGGAAGUCUUCGCUCUCAAGCAGCACCUCGAAACGGCUCGACAACAACUGAGUCAGUCUCUGUAUCAACAGGACGCAGCGACGCGAGUCAUCUCUCGUCUUCUUCGCGAGCGCGACGCCAGCCGCCAGCAAGUCCAUGCCCUGCAGCAGCAGUUGCUUCAGGCUCAGAAGCGAGCUGCGGCAUCUGCAGCUGGAGGAGACGCUGACGAAGAACCGGGCCUCUCUGAGGAACUUGUGCAGGAGAUGCAGGCGCUGGCCAAGCAGCUCUUGGUGGCGCGGAAGAAGCGCCAGAUCGACAACGUGUUGCCGGCCUCUCGCGCUGCGUCCUUCAAGUGUACCUACAGCCUGCCGCUCCAUUCGUCUGCGGACCGUGGUGUUCUGUGCUGCGAAUUCGAUCCGAAGAACCCGAAAACCGUCACGGCGACUGGUGGCUACGACGGAAACGUCAUUCUCUUCGAUCUGGAGAAACAGAAAACGCUUCACAAGUUGACCGGACACACCAAGGCUGUUCGCAGCGCGAAGCUGCACGUGACGGAGCCUGUCGUGGUGUCGGCGUCCGACGACAAGACCGUCAGAAUUUGGAGAGCAUCUGGCGACAGCCCGUACAAGACUGCAGCGACUAUUCGCAAACACCGCGGCGAGGUUACUUGCCUGUCUCUGCAUCCCCUCGGCAACUACUUCGCUUCUUGUGCUGCAGACAAGACCUGGGCCUUCUCCGACAUCCAAGAAGGCAGGUGCCUCCAAAUGCAAAAGAACCUUCCUUGCCAGUACAAAUGUGUAUCCUUCCACCCUGAUGGUAUGAUUCUUGGAGGCGGAGGUGUGGACGGCAGUGUGCACAUUUGGGACAUGAAAGGCUUGGCGUACCGUGCGGCCUUGAAGGGACACAGCGGAUCCAUCAAUCAACUCGCUUUCUCGGAGAACGGCUAUUACCUCGCCACCGCGAGCAGUGAUGGAACAGUGCGCCUGUGGGAUCUGAGGAAGUCUCUGUCUUUCCAAACGAUCGACAUGAACGAGGCGAACCCCGCAGAGGGCGACAAGCAGAAGCCAGAAGCCACGUGCGUCACCUUCGACAAAAGUGGACAGUACAUUGCAUGCGGAGCGACGAACAAUGCGAUUGCUCUCUACCAUUUCGAAGCGCGAGCUGCGGCGGCCAACGUUAUCAAUCUGUUGGACCACACGGACAAGGUGACAGACGUCAAGAUUGGAGAAGGCGCUGCGAUGCUGCUCUCUUCCUCCAUGGAUCGCACUGUGCGCGUGUGGACCCCCGCGGAGGAAGACGAAGAAUGAGAGAGCGCGAAGAAGGCUGCACGCAGUUUCACUCUUUUCUCCGGUUCCCCUCUGUUUCUUGUAUUGUCACUUUUUUCGAGUAAAAUGGGGGCGUGUGGGACAGGGCGACUGGGUCAGUGCUUCCGCUUGGUUCGAUGUCGCCGCGGCGCGUUGUAGGGAUAGUGAUACAGACCGACAAAACAAAAAGGGCAGAAGGGAAGCAGAGUCGAAUUUGUUGAUGCUUUCUGUCGCCUCUCUUUUCCUCCAUGUUUUCUCUCUGUUUCGAUUCGUGUUCUGCUCUCGGGAAGCUUCAUCCUGCUUCUCGGUUUUUUCGGGUCCCCUCUAUCUGUGGUUGGUUUCUUCCUCGUCUAAAUCCCUGCUAUCUGUCGUUCUACCGGGUGUCCACACAUCCGCGGUUUUCGUCUCUUCUUUAUUUUCUCUUGUCUCGCUUUUCCACCUUCCGCCGCUGGAAAGGCGUUGAUGUCUAUCGUCGCUGUGAGAGAGACCGAGGUCGCAGGAAUGUAAACGUUACCGCACGAGGACCCGCCACUCAGGUCCAUAGGGUCUAGUUCGUUUCUUUCUGGUAAACGUAUGAAGCGACAUAAGCUUCGUGUUCCAUCUUGUUUGUAACUGGUG
Toxoplasma gondii ME49 is the source of this 3558-nucleotide messenger RNA. Its product is annotated as WD domain, G-beta repeat domain containing protein. The record is from RefSeq and is a predicted model, not a curated record. Gene Ontology annotation, cellular component: cytoplasm; U2-type catalytic step 1 spliceosome; Prp19 complex. The coding region runs from base 1396 to 2943 and encodes 515 amino acids. The transcript is spliced from 8 exons. Gene Ontology annotation, biological process: mRNA splicing, via spliceosome; DNA repair; protein ubiquitination. NCBI's taxonomy places the organism in Eukaryota, Apicomplexa, Conoidasida, Eucoccidiorida, Sarcocystidae. Gene Ontology annotation, molecular function: protein binding; ubiquitin protein ligase activity.